CGCAAGCAUCUUGUGAGCUGGACAUGCCCAAGUCCAUUUUCAAGUGUAAAGUAACUAUUUUGAUACAUACACGCAAGUUAAACGCCAGGAUACCUCCAUAUCAUACAGAGAGCUAGGCUUAAAUCAUUCUCUAUAAGUUCUUACCUUUAGCGAUGCCUGCUGGCUAAGCUGUUGAGAGGCAGCGGGCUCAAAUCGUGUUGCUAGAUAACACCAACGGCCCUUCCGGUGGAGGGUACUACUGUCCAUCAUGGUGCAGGUGUACAGAGAACCCUUAUGCAGGAGAUAUUAUGGCAACUUCAUUGGUGAAGCGAUGUGGUUUCGUGUUGUGGCCUAUUUGGCGGCUAUCGUGUUGGCGGCAGUCAUAGCGUACGCGACGGGAGGCGCUUGGGUCCGCCUUAAGCCCACAAACGUGCAAGCAACAGUCCACUAUACACAGGAUGCCCUGCUGGUGUUUGAGGGUCAACAAAGUGGGCAGGUCCUGGUGUGGAGCACAUCAGAGACAACAAACUCAGUCUUUUCCAAUAAUUUCACCCCCGCCAGCGUCCAGGUUGUAGAGGAAGAUUUGAACAAUGACGGCAAACCAGACACCAUUGACUUUUGGGCAUCAGUUGCAAGCAACUUUCCAAUACAUAGCGUCAAGGCGCUAUUGCAAUUCAAUUACUCGUUAACAGGGAGUCUGCAGUUGGACAUGUCAUGCCUGGCAUACUUGACCCACAGCUCGUCCAUUCAGGGUUCCACUCUGUUCACCGACGGCGAGCUGGUGCUACAAGCAAAAAAUCAGAUUAGAGACCGGCGGUUUAACUCGGUUUACAACGUGCCAAUUUUAAACUCGACGGCGCCGAACGUCCAAACGGCAGUGCAGGGUGGUACACGAAAAGGAUUUGAGCUACGGAUGCGGAUCCGAAUACCAGCCAAUCAGAUUAUUUAUUACAGGCCGCAAACCAUAGAAAUGCUGAAGUUUGCAUGGAUCCAGUGGCUGGCUACCUUCAUUGUUUUGUGGUAUCUUCUGCAGUGGGUUGAAUGGUUUGUGUUCAGUUUCCAUCUGGUGGAGACCCGUAUUGUAUCGGACUUCCAACCGCGAAAGCAGAGGUUCUGA
Molecule: messenger RNA, 1096 nt
Organism: Volvox carteri f. nagariensis
Lineage: Eukaryota; Viridiplantae; Chlorophyta; Chlorophyceae; Chlamydomonadales; Volvocaceae
Exons: 8
Coding region: 248-1096 (282 amino acids)
Biological process (GO): cilium assembly; regulation of protein localization
Cellular component (GO): ciliary membrane; ciliary transition zone
Source: RefSeq, a predicted model, not a curated record